UAUUUGUCCACAGGCACAGCUGGUCCACAGUCCAUUGCCUGCCAGGGGCCAAGAGCGGCUCUGACCACCCAAGGACUCUCCCUCCCUUCCCAACUCAAGUGCUGACAACUGACCUCUGACUCCUGACCUCUGGCCUCACCUUUCCCACCCUGCUCUUCCUAAGGGGCUGGGAAACCUCUAGAAACUUCGCUGUAGACUUGGGUGUUGACGCCUGGCUCACCCCAGGAGCCAAGGCCGUGCAGGGGGCUCGGUUCUCAGCCCCCAGCUGGGCCACCAUGGCGCGGCGGCUCCAGGACGAGCUGGCCGCCUUCUUCUUUGAGUAUGACACUCCCCGCAUGGUGCUUGUGCGCAACAAGAAGGUGGGCGUCAUCUUCCGCCUGAUCCAGCUCGUGGUUCUGGUCUACGUCAUUGGGUGGGUGUUUGUCUAUGAGAAGGGCUACCAGACCUCGAGUGGCCUUAUCAGCAGCGUGUCUGUGAAACUCAAGGGUCUGGCUGUGACGAAGCUCCCAAGCCUGGGCCCCCAGGUCUGGGAUGUGGCUGACUACGUCUUCCCAGCCCAGGGGGACAACUCCUUUGUGGUCAUGACCAAUUUUAUCGCCACCCCCCGGCAGGCCCAAGGCCACUGUGCAGAGAACCCAGAAGGGGGCACGUGCACGAAUAAUAGUGGCUGCACCCCGGGAAAGGCAGAAAGGAAGGCCCAAGGCAUCCGCACAGGCAAGUGUGUGGCCUUCAACGACAUCGUGCAUACGUGUGAGAUCUUUGGCUGGUGCCCCGUGGAGGUGGAUGACAACAUCCCAUGCCCUGCCCUUCUCCGAGAGGCCGAGAACUUCACUCUCUUCAUCAAGAACAGCAUCAGCUUUCCACGCUUCAAGGUCACCAGGCGCAACCUGGUGGAGGAGGUGGAUGCCGCCUACAUGAAGACCUGCCUCUAUCACAAGACCUUGCACCCACUGUGCCCAGUUUUCAAGCUCGGCUAUAUGGUACAAGAGUCAGGCCAGAAUUUUAGCACCUUGGCCGAGAAGGGCGGGGUGGUAGGCAUCACCAUCGACUGGCACUGUGACCUGGACUGGCAUGUGCGACACUGCAAACCCGUCUAUGAGUUCCACGGGCUGUAUGAAGAGAAAAAACUGUCUCAAGGCUUCAACUUCAGGUUUGCCAGGCACUUCGUGGAGAAUGGGACCAACUACCGGCACCUGUUCAAGGUGUUUGGGAUUCGCUUUGACAUCCUCGUGGACGGCAAGGCUGGCAAGUUUGACAUCAUCCCCACCAUGACCACCAUUGGCUCUGGGAUUGGCAUCUUUGGGGUGGUUCCCGUGCGCCGCCCCUCAGGCCACGGUUCUCUGCGAUCUGCUGCUGCUCCACAUCCUGCCCAGGAGGCACUACUACAAGCAGAAGAAGUUCAAGUACGCGGAGGACAUGGGGUCAGGGCCGGGGGCGCACGACCCUGCGGCCACCAGCUCCACCCUGGUUCUGCAGGACAACGUGAAGACAUCCUGACCUCUGUCCCCCCCCUCCUACUGGACACAGCAGGCAGGGAGCCUGGUGGGGUCUCAGCCAGGGUGGAGGGGUCUCCCCAGGAGCGCUCCCACCCUCUCGGCCAGGCAGACACCAGGUUGCCGGAAGCUCAGGGUGGACUCUGGGAGAGACCUGCACAAUUCUGGGCUCUGGCUCCAACUCUGCAGCCCCCAAGGGAGCCUCACACCAGCCUCAGCCACUCCUGGCCCCAGGUUUUAUGCCUCUCCCUCUGGGCCCUUGUCCAUCCAUCCUACUCCCUCAUGUCUCCAGACCUCUGCUGUCCCAUAUGGCAGCCACUAGCCAUCGGUGACUAUUUAAAUUAAUUAAGAUUGAAUAAAAUUAAAACUUCAGUUCCUCAAA
Orcinus orca (killer whale) is the source of this 1875-nucleotide messenger RNA. It is a transcript of the gene P2RX1, whose product is annotated as purinergic receptor P2X 1. The record is from RefSeq and is a predicted model, not a curated record. The coding region runs from base 276 to 1838 and encodes 520 amino acids. The transcript has 12 exons. Gene Ontology annotation, biological process: monoatomic cation transmembrane transport; response to ATP. Gene Ontology annotation, cellular component: plasma membrane; nuclear inner membrane. Gene Ontology annotation, molecular function: extracellularly ATP-gated monoatomic cation channel activity; ATP binding; purinergic nucleotide receptor activity. NCBI's taxonomy places the organism in Eukaryota, Metazoa, Chordata, Mammalia, Artiodactyla, Delphinidae.